AUGCGAACGUUUUCCUCAGUCAUGGCUUCCACCCAGUCCACCACCACUGUGAUCACCGCGUGCUUGAUACUGUUCGUCACUGGGUAUUACGUGAAGCUGUGGCUCAUGCCCAGCAAAAGCCUGCGGAAGUCCAAGCGGCGCCUGCUGAUAGAAGCUUCCCGCAAUACUGGUGACGUUGAGUCUGUACUGGAUUACGAGUACGAUACCGAGCUGGACGGACCCGAUGUUGACUCCCGUGAGCUCAAUCAGGUACCGGGUGAUGUGAAGAUGGUGCUUGUGGUUCGUCAAGACCUCAAGAUGGGUAAGGGUAAAGCGGCAGCUCAGUGCAGCCACGCUACUUUAGCUCUUUACAAGAAGAUCACGAACCCCACGUCGCCUGCAUUCAACCCCGAAAUGGUUCAACGGUGGGAAUAUGGCAAUGGCCAAGCCAAGAUCACCUUACAAGUACCCAACCAGGAAGAAAUGGACAUUCUUUUCGCCCAGGCGCUCAGUCUCGGUGUAAAUGCCUACAUAGUCCACGAUGCCGGACGCACACAAAUCGCCGCCGGGUCGGCGACAGUGUUGGGGCUUGGACCGGCACCCAAGGCGGUGCUCGACGAAAUUACCGGUCUGCUUAAACUUUACUGA
Messenger RNA from Diutina rugosa, 627 nucleotides. RefSeq names its product aminoacyl-tRNA hydrolase. The record is from RefSeq and is a predicted model, not a curated record. Gene Ontology annotation, molecular function: peptidyl-tRNA hydrolase activity. Gene Ontology annotation, cellular component: cytosol; mitochondrion. The transcript has a single exon. NCBI's taxonomy places the organism in Eukaryota, Fungi, Ascomycota, Pichiomycetes, Serinales, Debaryomycetaceae. Bases 1 to 627 code for a protein of 208 amino acids.